UCACUUUCAAUUCCGUUUUCAAAUACAGAAGUUGGACAGAGUGUGGAGUCUUUGGUUUCCCAUGUUCAGAAGUCACCACCAGGACAGCAGUGUUGAGUAUUCACCAUGAAGCUAGAGAUUUGUCUGUUCUUCGGAGUGACAGUUUUCUGCGUAUCGACAGCUGAUUUCUCUCCUCCAGUGGUAAACAUCAGUCUGGACGUGCCUGCCUUUCAGCGAUGGGCUCCUCUGAAGAAGCUCUAUGACAUUGAUUUCUUGAGAAAAGCCGCAGCUGAAGUCAUCGACUCAACUGUUCCCGAAUGGGUUCAUGAUGCAGUUAAACCUAUAGUGAAGGCUCUGGAGAAAUACAUCCCACAGCCGUACGCUGGAGAAAUACAGGGCAUUGCAUCCUUCUAUGGCACUGACAUUGCAGAUAUUGUGCUGUUGAACUUUGCCUAUGAAGUAUCUGCCUUUUGCACCAGUAUUGUAACUCAAGAUACAAAGGGCAAUAUAUACCAUGGCAGAAACCUGGAUUAUCCCCACGAUGUGCUCAGAAAUCUUACUGUAGAUGUAAUGUUUAUUAAAAAUGGAAAGGUGGCAUACAGAGGAACCACUUUUGCUGGUUAUGUUGGGCUGUGGACAGGACAAAGCCCCAACAAGUUUACAGUGUCUGGCAAUGAACGCAGAAAGGGAUAUUGGUGGGAGAAUGUAAUUUCAGCAGUUUUAUUAAAAAGUUCUCCAGUUAGCUGGCUAGUGCGAGAGACUCUUGAAGAAGCUGUGGAUUUCCAGGAUGCAGUGUUUAGACUGGCCAAGGUGCCGAUCAUUACAGAUGUUUAUUACAUUUUGGGUGGUGUUCAUGCUCGUGAGGGUGUAGUCAUAACCAGAGACCGGAGCGGACCAGCUGACAUCUGGCCUCUUGAUCCACUUCUUGAAAACUGGUAUAGAGUCGAAACCAAUUAUGACCACUGGCUACCUGCCCCAAAACGAGACGACCGAAGAGAUGUGGCCAUGAAAGCACUGAAUGCCACUGGUCAAAACCAUAUUAGUAUGGAUUCUCUUUAUCAGGUUUUAUCCAUAGAUCCAGUAUGUAAUAGGAUCACUGUUUAUACAACCAUCAUGAGUGCUGCCACUCCUGAGAAGUACAAAACAGUUGUCAGAGAUAUCUGCAUGUGAUGGAAUAACUCGUUCCCUUUACCAGCUCAGCCAUAAUUUCCACACAGCUUAGUUCUGAUCUACUCAUCAACUUCUGCUUCUCUUCUGCUUUUCACAAUGGAAAUGAGUUGUAUUUUAAUAUCUAAAAAGUAGGGCUGCAAGAUAAAAAGCCUACUGUAUAUCCUAUUCCAAUAGGGAAAAUACUUGAUUUUUUUAGUUGAUGACUUGAAUAGCUGUAUUUGGAAAGAAUCGUUAAAAAAAAUUACCAAUAUCAGCACGACUGCAAAUGUAUAACUGAUUUUAAUAACUGUUUAACAAAUAAGAAGUUAAUAUUAAGUGACUUAAAAUUAAUAAGAAUAAUAUUUUAGUUUAAGGGUUUUGCUCUAUUUUGUCAACACACAAAUGUAUACUUCUGUAAUAUAUUAAAGCAAGCCCCAAGAAAUUGUUGUUUACAGUGAAUUUAUAAUGGAGCACCUUUAUUAUACUGCAUGCAUUACUGAACAUUCAUGAAGAUGUACAUUUAUACAUUAAAAAAUAAGAUGGA
Carassius gibelio (silver crucian carp) is the source of this 1672-nucleotide messenger RNA. RefSeq names its product N-acylethanolamine-hydrolyzing acid amidase. The transcript is spliced from 11 exons. Gene Ontology annotation, molecular function: fatty acid amide hydrolase activity. Gene Ontology annotation, cellular component: lysosome. The coding region runs from base 106 to 1149 and encodes 347 amino acids. Gene Ontology annotation, biological process: fatty acid metabolic process. The record is from RefSeq and is a predicted model, not a curated record. Lineage: Eukaryota; Metazoa; Chordata; Actinopteri; Cypriniformes; Cyprinidae.